Molecule: messenger RNA, 1011 nt
Organism: Fusarium keratoplasticum
Lineage: Eukaryota; Fungi; Ascomycota; Sordariomycetes; Hypocreales; Nectriaceae
Product: DAO domain-containing protein
Exons: 6
Coding region: 1-1011 (336 amino acids)
Molecular function (GO): D-amino-acid oxidase activity; FAD binding
Source: RefSeq, a predicted model, not a curated record
AUGUCUCAGCUGACUAUAACCACCAGCAUCAUCGGCCUGGCCAUAGCAUCGCAGCUCUCUCGGCACCACGAGAUCACCGUCAUCGCAAGAGACCUUCCUGGAGAUGAGCCUUCUAUCAAGUGGGCUAGUCCUUGGGCCGGGGCCAACUUUGUCGCUGGUGGCUGCUCCUCAGCUCGUGAGAGGAGGAUGCAGAUGGAUGCUUUUACCGAGCUAUGGAGACUAGCUAUUAGACACCCUGAAUCCGGUGUCAAACGACUGCCAAUGGAGGAGUUCUAUGACAACGAGAGGAGCGAUGAUGAUCUCUGGUUCAAGGACUUCAUUCCAGGAUUUAGCUUCCUCCCCAAAGAUGGGCUACCAGAAGGAGUCAGAGGCGGAAUAACCUAUAUGACUAUUGUACUUAACCCGCUUAUCUUCAUGCCCUGGCUGAAGCGAAACCUCGAGAGCUCGGGCGUCAAGUUCAGGCGCAUGGACCUGGACUCCCUGUCUGACGCUGAUCACCUUGGCCAUGAUGUUCUCAUUAAUGCUACUGGUGAGGGACCAAAGUAUCUGAGCGAUAUCAAGGAUCAGAACAUGCAUCUUCUCCGUGGUCAAACAAUGAUCAUCAAGAGCGACUACAAGAAGUCUUUUAUGCGGGAUGACGGCAAGACCUACACCUACGUUAUCCCCCGUCUAGAUGGAACGGUAAUUCUUGGGGGAAUACGAGACCCAGAUGUUGAGAACACCGAGGUGGAUACUGAGAUUGACAAAGAUAUUGUCACAAGAGUCAACCGAAGCCUUCCAGAACACUUCUCCGCCGACCUCGCCGACUACGAAAUCGUGGGCCACAAUGUGGGCAUUCGGCCAUACAGGUGUUCUGGCAUGCGUAUCGAAAAGGAGACAAAGAACGGUCAAAACAUUGUCCAUGCCUACGGUAUUACUGGAGGGGGCUUCAUUUACAGCUUUGGGGUUGGGCGGGAGGUUGUGAAGUUGGUGGAUGAGUUUCUGUUCCCCGAUGGAAAAGCGAGAAUUUGA